Molecule: messenger RNA, 957 nt
Organism: Akanthomyces muscarius
Lineage: Eukaryota; Fungi; Ascomycota; Sordariomycetes; Hypocreales; Cordycipitaceae
Exons: 2
Coding region: 1-957 (318 amino acids)
Source: RefSeq, a predicted model, not a curated record
AUGGUCAACUGCACUCACGCGCCGCCCGAGGCGCACAGCGACGCCGGCGUUGCUGGCGCAGGCAUCCUGCUCUCGUUCAUGAUCGCCGCCGUGCUCGCUCUCGUCCUCUCCACGAGCGUCAUCGUCGCCGAGAUCCGCGGCCGCCCGUCGACGAUCCGCCGCAAGCUCCUCAACGGCUACAGCGACUCGCAGAUCAUGCAGGGGAUCGGCAUCCAGUCCGUCGGGCUCGCCAAGAUGGACUCGCUCGUGCCCUACCACUUCUUCCUCAUCUGGAUGCUCUCGCUGCUGUCCAUGGCGACGCACAACGCCACGCUGCUCGCCCUCGUCCACGACUACCGCCGCGACUGGGUCCUGCGCUGGCUGCGCCAGGCGCUCAUGCUCGUCAACCUCGCCCUCUCCUGCAUCUCGGGCGUCUUUGUCCUGCAGGUCGUCUCCAAGAACAUGUCCUUUUCCACGCUGCCCGUCGCCUGCGUCUGGGAUGGCGACGCGACGCCCUUUGCCAAGCCACCCGGCGCCGACGGCGUGCUGUCGUACGUCGGCACCAUUGCCGUCAUCGCGGGCAACGUCGUCAUCUUCGCCCUCGCCACCUGGUACCUGCACAGCCGCGAGCAGCGCUGGUACAAGGUGGUGCAGCUCGUCGGCCUGCUCGUCAUGACGGGCAUCGCCGUCGGCGCCGCCGUCCGCAUCAUCCUGCUCUCGUCGGCGUUUGGCAAGCCCUCGAUCCCGCUCGCCGACCAGGACGAGAAGCAGUGGAGCUUCGGCCAGCUGCUGUCCAUGCUGCUGCUCGUCCUGCCCCUUGUCUCGGCCAUUGAGAUUUACAGAGGCGACGUCCAGAUGGCGCCGCCCGUCGAGGACGAGAGGCAGCCGCUGUACGACGGCGAGCUGCAGUCGAACCCGCACAACAAGUUCCAGCCGAAUCCCUUUUUCGGCUCCCAGACCAACUUGUUCAAAAAGUAG